AUGACUUGUAGACAAAACAAUGAAUUAUAUAGAAUCAUCGGUUCGAGAUUGACUGUUUCUCGAACUGAAGAGACAGCAUAUCUUCGUUCUGAAGAACUACCUCAACUUACAAUAAACGAUCGUCGUAAGAUCAUCAAACUUUCAUCAUUCGGAGAAAAACGUCGCUGUCAUCAGUCUACAAGUAUCUGUAAAACUAGUUUUAUACACCAAUCAGUAUUACGACGAGAUCAAAUAAACAUUGAUUUACAACAUCAACAAGGCGCAUGUAUCAGAAAACGAUCUUUGACUGUCGAUACUAGUCCGAACGUGAUUCAAGCAAGAAAUUCGCUUCGUAUAUAUGAACAAACACCGCGAACGAAAAAUUUUCAAGUAAAAGUUUUUCGAAAUGGUGAUAGUUCGAGAUUUGUAUGGUGUAUGUCAUGUUCGAUGGAAAUUUUAUUCGCUUCUGCAACGGAAAAGUUCCGAUCCAUGGUUAUGUUCAAACGUUUGUUCGAUAUUGACGGAAAUGAGAUUUUGAAAAGUGAGGAUAUAUUGCGUGGAAUGGAAUAUUACGUGUCUGUUGGAGAAACGUUUAUCAGUCCACUUAGAGCAAUUGAUUUUCAUUUGGAAUAUCGAUUGCAUUCGAAAUGGACAAUUUACGGUAUAAUACGAAGCUAUGUCAAGCGGCGACUACCUCAAAAAGAGAAGUCCGAUCAAAUUAAAAUUGCCAUUUAUAUGAAUCAAGAAGAUUUCAUACCAAUUAUACCCGUGACGAGAAAUCGUAAAACACAAGUGUUUGAGCAUAGAUGUCAGUAUGAAACACCCGAUUGUUGUACACAUUACAAACCUUUGAAUGAAUGUGAUCUAUCAAUCAUCCUAAAGAGAUUACCGUAUGUUGAUAAAUGUACACAAUUAAAUCAAUACGUAUCUCAAAUGGAACGUCCAGAUUGUUCGAAACGUAGUCGAUGUCCACAUCAACAAGACAAGGCAUUUCUUAUUGACACAUCAACACAAACGGGUAUUAUUAUUGUACAAAUCGAAACGAUGGACUCAGUGAAGACUACAAUUUCAAUUAAUGAAAUGGAUAUAUUGGUGUACAAUGUUUUUGUUAUCGAAAACGUAGAUGAUGACGUGAAACUUCCUAACAAAAUCAAUGAUUCCGAUAAAGAAUAUAAGAUACAAUCGAUUGACCAAGCUGAUACUUACAAAGUUCCUUUGUUACACCAUGAAAACGAUUUACUAAUUGGUACUCCACUAGUUGAACAUCCCGAUAGAGUUUUACUUCCUUCAGCAAGAAACAACCCUGAUCAGUUAACAACAACAUACUGCUGUCAUUGUCCAUCUGUUGAUAUUAUUGGUCCAUGCGAAAUCCGUUGCAGACCAAUUACGCCAGUGGUAAGAAGCUGCUGUACCUCCUGCGCACAAUGCUUCGGAAAUUUGCGAGGGAAACUCUGUAAAUGCUGCAAUCCACCGUCUAACCCAGUCCCACAACCAACUCCACCAUCAGGUCCGCCAUCAGGCCCACCAUCAGGUCCACCAUCAGGUCCACCAUCGGGCCCAUCAUCAGGUCCACCAUCAGGUCCGCCAUCAGGCCCACCAUCAGGUCCACCAUCCGGUUCACCAUCGGGCCCAUCAUCAGGUCCACCAUCAGGUCCGCCAUCAGGUCCACCAUCAGGUCCACCAUCGGGCCCAUCAUCAGGUCCACCAUCAGGCCCAUCAUCAGGUCCGCCAUCAGGUCCACCAUCAGGUCCGCCAUCAGGUCCACCAUCGGGCCCACCAUCAGGUCCGCCAUCAGGCCCACCAUCAGGUCCGCCAUCAAGCCCACCAUCAGGUCCACCAUCGGGCCCACCAUCAGGUCCGCCAUCAAGCCCACCAUCAGGUCCACCAUCUGACCCACCAGCAGUUCCACUAUCGGGUCCACCAUCAGGCCCACAACUACCUUGCUGUUCUCCAGUGGCAAUUGUUGGUGCAUGCUAUACAUGUUGCUCAAUGACGGCUCAAGCUCCAGGACGCUGCUGGACGAAACUAUGCAAAAAUGAAAGACCACGCCCUCAUGUUCACCCUGAAACUGACGAUAUGAAACAACCUGUUUUACUCAAUCGUAGGGAUUUUUCAGCACCACUCUCUCCUGUACUGGAAACCCUCGAUUCUUACAAGGUUUCCAAAAUGAAGAAUGCUAUAGACACUAAUAUACUUCCGGAUGUUGGUCAACAUGAAAAUCCUGAUUUGAUUAAACCGCCUGUGUCUGGCAAUAAUACAGAUACUGAUCACCUUAAACCAUGUUCUCCUGAAAAAGAACAACCAGAUCGAGAAAAACAACCAAAGACGAAGAACCGAUCCGGUCAAUUUGAGCAUAUGCCACAAGUGGAACAUUCCGAUCAAGCAAAACAUUACUUACGGCGAUGUAUACCACAACCAAAGCAUCAGGUUGAAUAUCCUGAUCAAUUGAAAAUUCUGAAAGAUCGCCCGUAUACUGAAAACCCUGAUAUGGUUAAAUAUCCUGCGCGAUUCAAUAAAGUCGACAAACCACCUAUUCGUGCUAAACACAAACCUCAAGUUGAAAUACCAGAUCGAUAUAAACGAUGCGAAAUCAUCCAUAGAAGAGACAGAAUUCUUAAGAUUCAGACAGAACAACCUGAUGAAAUCAAACGAUCAAAAUAUUUACCACAUCAUAAUAAGAAGCCUCCCAAAGUACCUCUGGAUAAACGUCAUUAUCCGACCCGAAAUUUCUAUGUUCAAGUUUUCAAGAAAAAUGAUUUCUCUCGAUCUGCUUAUUGUAAAUCAUGUUCGAUGGAUACUAUCCUAUCUGAAGCAACGCAAAAUUUAUCAAUGUCGAUGGCUGCUCGACAUCUGUUCGAUAUGCGUGGAAGAGAAAUCUUUCGACGAGAAGAUAUCCGACAGGAUCGAUCUUAUUACGUGACAUAA
Messenger RNA from Adineta ricciae, 2904 nucleotides. The record is from the annotation of a GenBank genome assembly. Lineage: Eukaryota; Metazoa; Rotifera; Eurotatoria; Adinetida; Adinetidae.